AGGAGCGGCGGCGGCGGAGGGAGAAGCAGCAGCAGCGGCAGGAGGAGGAGGAGGAGGAACAGGAGGAGCAGCAGCGGCCGCCGCUGGUGUUCAGGGGAGAGGGGGAAGGAAAGAAGAGGGCGAGGAGAGUGGGGGAGCGGGCUCAUGACUCAGUGAGCGGCUGAAGCCCCUUUCCAGCCCCCCCCCCCCCCCCCCCGCCUGGCCGGAGACGCGGGGCGACCGCGCCGGAUUGUCCCGCAGCCUGUGCCCGGCACUAGCGAGAGAGAGAGAGAGACCGAGACCUGAGCUCGCCUGCAGUGCAGCAUCUGCCAUGUCUACAGAGGGGCAAAGAGUUGAUGAUAGUCCAAGCACUAGUGGUGGCAGCUCUGAUGGAGAUCAGCGUGAAGGUGUUCAGCAGGAACAAGAAAGGGAGCAGGUUCAACCCAAGAAAAAAGAGGGCAAAAUAUCAAGCAAAACAGCUGCGAAACUGUCAACUAGUGCUAAAAGAAUUCAGAAAGAACUUGCAGAAAUUACAUUAGAUCCUCCUCCAAACUGUAGUGCUGGACCCAAAGGAGACAACAUUUAUGAAUGGAGGUCAACUAUACUGGGGCCUCCAGGGUCUGUAUAUGAAGGUGGAGUUUUCUUCCUUGACAUUACCUUUUCACCGGACUAUCCUUUUAAACCACCUAAGGUAACGUUUCGGACAAGAAUCUACCACUGUAACAUUAACAGCCAAGGCGUCAUCUGCCUGGACAUUUUAAAAGACAACUGGAGCCCAGCAUUAACCAUUUCUAAAGUUCUCCUCUCCAUCUGCUCCCUCCUCACAGACUGCAACCCGGCUGACCCUCUGGUUGGAAGCAUUGCCACUCAGUAUAUGACUAACAGAGCAGAGCAUGACAGAAUGGCCAGACAGUGGACCAAGCGAUACGCCACAUAGGAACCUACUCUAGGAUUUGCUGGACCUGUGCAAGCACAUUCACUAAGUGCAUCAAUAGCCCUUCCCUUCAUUCUUAUUUUUUAUUACAUUUUGAACCAUUUUGUGACAAAAGGUUGUCCUUACUUUCUUUUUGGUUUUAUUUUUAUUCUUAUUUGUUUUGGGUUUUUUGUUUUUUGUUUUGUUUUGGUUUUGUUCUGUUAACUUGAACGUUGUUUCCCUAAAAUGUAGACAGGGAAUUUUGGUUAUCAGUGCAAAGAAUGUUGGAGCUGUAAUAGUAUAGAGCUUUGUCACAAAGCUUUGUAUUAAUGUGUGGGGUUUUUUUCUUUCAUGUGGUUUUGGGGAAAACAAACAAAUUCAGAAUUAUAUCUCGUUUCUACUUAAAUGUAGUGUUUAGGGUUAUUUUUUUGUACUGAAGUCUUUAAUGGUGGGUGCAUGCUACUGGGAACAAGUUUUGUAUAAAAGCUUAAAAUCAAGAAUCACUGUGCAUUACUAAGACUGUGUUUAUCACUAGCCUUCUGUUUCCCACACAAAAGGCUAUUGCGUUGAACAAAUUAAUAUGUAUUUUGAUUUACUUAAAAAAAAAAAAAAAAAAGUGCUUGUAAAUUUCUUAGGGACCUGCCACUUUUGACUGUGGAUCAGUUGAUGUACACUUGUAUUAUUAAAGCACUCAAUAAAACACUGUGGCUGAUAAAUGCA
This is a messenger RNA of Calypte anna (Anna's hummingbird), 1612 nucleotides long. RefSeq names its product ubiquitin-conjugating enzyme E2 E2. Gene Ontology annotation, molecular function: ubiquitin conjugating enzyme activity. Bases 311 to 916 code for a protein of 201 amino acids. Lineage: Eukaryota; Metazoa; Chordata; Aves; Apodiformes; Trochilidae. The transcript is spliced from 6 exons. Gene Ontology annotation, biological process: protein polyubiquitination. The record is from RefSeq and is a predicted model, not a curated record. Gene Ontology annotation, cellular component: nucleus.